AUGGAGUCUAGCAGGGAAUUCGAUAUUGUGGUCCUCGGCCCUACUGGAUAUACUGGAAAGUACUGCGCAGAGCAUAUCGUCACUCAUCUGCCCACAAACCUGAAAUGGGCGCUGGCAGGGCGUUCCACCAAGAAAAUUGAGGGCGUCGCUCAGGAGUUGAAGAAGCUCAACCCUGAUCGCUUGGAUCCCGGUAAGACUAUGUACUGGUGCUUGUGGAGCGGCUCUGCUGAUGCGUCCAUAGAGAUCAUCUCUGUCCAGCUCAAUAAGGAGGAACUGCGCUCUCUCGCAGAGAGAACGAAGCUUAUUAUCAACUGCGUUGGUCCUUAUCACAUAUACUCCACUCCUGUUGUCGAGGCUUGCGCGAAUGCCGGCACCCACUAUGUCGAUGCGACUGGCGAGACACCAUGGGUCAAGCAGACAGUCGACAAGUAUCACGGAACAGCGAAGUCGAACGGUGCCAUUAUAAUCCACUGUGUCGGCAUUGAAAGCGCGCCUGCAGACAUGUUAGCUUAUGCCCUGGUCAAGGAAGUUAGGGAGAAGAUGUCCUGCCAAACUAAAGAGAUUACCGGCUCAAUCUACGAGUUCAAAUCCUCUGGCGCGAGCGGCGGUACUCUGGCUUCUAUCUUAACCUGUAUAGAGGACUUCUCUGGAUCUCAACUCCUCGAAUCAACAAAGCCGUUCGCCCUUGCAGCCUCCCCGCCACCAAAGGACAUUCCAUCCGAGUCCUUCGUGGCGCGGAUCCUCGGUGUCCGAACUGUUCGUGACUUAGGCACGCUCACUAAGUCGCCCACGGACUUUUGCGACAUGACUAUCAUCCAUCGAAGCAGCACCCUGAUGCCGGAACUCUACGGCCCCAGAUUUUACUUUCGCCAAUUCCUCAACGUCCGCAACACAUUUAUUGGAAUAUUGUGGAAUUACGCCUUCCUGGUGGGAACGGCUUUCUUGAUCUUGGCACCGGUCCGAUGGCUGGUGAAGAAAGCCAUCUAUGCCCCUGGCAGCGGGCCAACCACGGAGAGCGGCCGUAAUGACCGAUGCGAGUACCGCGCCAUCGCCACUCCGGACCAGGACACGCCGAAGCGUGUGUUGGGGAAGUUGAAGUAUGCGGGAUCGUCAAUGUAUCACUUCACGGGCGUGCUCAUGGCAGAGGCAGCUAUGGUGAUUUUGGAGAAUGAGGAGAAGGUGAAGAGGGUCUCGGGAGGGGGUAUCGUUACGCCGGCGAGCUUGGGCCAGGAGUACCUUGACCGACUUGAGAAUAAUGGAUGUCGUGUUGAGACGCAGGUGCUGGAGAACUAAACUGCUUGCCCUCUGUCUUACGAUCAGGUUGAUCAUGCAAUCUUUAUGCCAUAGUUAUUCCAUCAUAGUAUAUAUA
Messenger RNA from Aspergillus nidulans FGSC A4, 1369 nucleotides. RefSeq lists its product as uncharacterized. NCBI's taxonomy places the organism in Eukaryota, Fungi, Ascomycota, Eurotiomycetes, Eurotiales, Aspergillaceae. Bases 1 to 1293 code for a protein of 430 amino acids. The record is from RefSeq and is a predicted model, not a curated record. The transcript is spliced from 4 exons.